This is a messenger RNA of Perca fluviatilis (European perch), 4019 nucleotides long. Its product is annotated as 5-hydroxytryptamine receptor 4. The record is from RefSeq and is a predicted model, not a curated record. The coding region runs from base 288 to 1571 and encodes 427 amino acids. The transcript is spliced from 8 exons. Gene Ontology annotation, molecular function: G protein-coupled serotonin receptor activity. Gene Ontology annotation, cellular component: plasma membrane. Lineage: Eukaryota; Metazoa; Chordata; Actinopteri; Perciformes; Percidae. Gene Ontology annotation, biological process: chemical synaptic transmission; regulation of appetite; adenylate cyclase-activating adrenergic receptor signaling pathway.
GCAGAUCAUACUCUACUCCCCGAGUCCGCGGCAGUUUUUCUUUUCUUUUCCUCUCUUCUUUAUGGCUGGAAUAUGAGAGCCACCAGCACGGUCUGAGGCGCGUGGAUCGGAGAGACAGAGACGAGGUGAUUCGGUGAAACGCCUGCAGGCACGAAAGAGCGAGUCUCAGCACCUGUGGACUAACGGUAUUUGGGCCACUGUACAGAGUUUGACUGGAGGACGCUGUGUGGCCAGAGCAUGGGGUGAUGAGGACUAUCCUCUGCUAACCUCAAUGCAGAUGACCAGUGAUGGCCACAGCAUCACCUCGACAUUUGUUGGAUGACCUAAUAAACACAGGACAACAACAACAACAGGAACAGCAGCAGGAAUUGCCGAUCUCGCUGGAGGCGAUUGUUCUCACCAUCUUUCUCUCCAUUAUUAUCAUAAUGACAGUGUUUGGCAACCUGCUAGUCAUGGUGGCACUCUGCAAGGACAGACAUCUACGAAGGAAGAAAACUAACUACUUUAUUGUGUCGCUGGCGUUUGCUGACUUGCUGGUUGCGUUGUUGGUGAUGCCCUUCGCUGCGAUCGAGCUGACCACCGGCCAGUGGAGAUAUGGAGAGAUCUUCUGCUUGGUCCGAACGUCUCUGGACGUCCUGUUGACUACAGCGUCCAUUCUGCACCUCUGUUGCAUUGCGCUGGACAGGUAUUACGCUAUCUGCUGCCAACCGCUGGUCUACAGACACAAGAUGACCCCAGUCAGAGUGGCAGUGAUGCUCAGUGGCUGUUGGCUCAUCCCCACAUUUAUCUCCUUCCUACCAAUCAUGCAAAGCUGGAACGCCAUCGGCAUUGAAGACAUUAUUGAAGAGAGGCGAGCCUUGGCAGGAGGCUCCAACGACACAAGCUGUGUGUUUCUGGUCAACCGGCCGUACGCCCUGAUCUGCUCUGCGGUGGCCUUCUACGUCCCGUUGGCCCUCAUGGUCCUGGCCUACCACCGGAUCUACAUCACCGCCAUGACCCACGUGCGGCAGAUCGAGACACUACAGCGGGCCGGCUCCGCUCCUGUCACCGGGACAGCUCCGCUGAUCACCCUGAGGCCCUCCACUUCCUCAGAUCCAUCGGAGACCUAUCGCCUUAGGACAACACCGGACUCCUCCUUAGAGCACGCUCCCAUAGCGAAUAGCCGCAUGCGUGUUGAGACUAAGGCGGCAAAGACGCUGGCGAUUAUAAUGGGUUGUUUCUGCCUAUGCUGGGCGCCGUUCUUCAUCACUAACGUGGUGGACCCCUUCAUCCAUUACUCAGUGCCCUGGCAGCUGUGGACAGCCUGGCUGUGGCUCGGGUACAUUAAUUCAGGGUUGAAUCCCUUCCUGUAUGCCUUUCUGAACCGGGCGUUUCGAAGGGCGUUUCUGGUGAUCCUCUGCUGUGGGGAUGAGCGGUACGCACGGCAGGGGAGCUGCUCCUAUGGACACACCCACAGAGUGUGCUCGGCUGCGUCCGUCAACGGAACGUCUAUGGCACUAAGAUUGUCCCUUCUGCCAAACCGGAGCUACAGCGACAACGGGCAGACGAUACUGGCCAACGAGCAGUACUAGGACUCUCUUGGACAACUAUGAGGAUGUCCUUGACAGAGCUGUGACAUCCUCAGCUGAUGGGAGGGACCUUCGACUUAGUUUGGAGACGAAGACUUCAUGGCCUCUUUGAUUUCAACAGCCUAAUGUUAACUGACCUGUUCAUGAGAAGGUUGUCUCACCUGGAUAUUCACUCUUUGAUCUAGCAUCAACGUGUGACUUCUUUUUUUUAUUUUAAUUUUUUUUACACGUUUGUUGGUGCUGUUCAGGGUUAGAGGCAUCAGACAAGUGCAGACAGUGAGAUCUGACUCUUGGGGAACGAAUGAGGCUCUCUUCACUGGAUACCAGUUGCUGUCCGCAUCCACUUUAAGACACAAGUACUUAUACGCAUACAGGGCCACGAACAGAUCAGACCCAGCUUACAUCCAGGACAGGUUCUCGCUCUAAAACGUGAAGAACUGUUCUUCUCAGUCGAACAACUGGAUCACAGGAGGUGAAGAUCGAGUCAGCGGUCCAGUGCCACAGAUCUCCGAAAACUCCAGCAGACUACAAGCCAAACUCUGGCUAACGUGAGGGCUGGAGUAAGAGGCCUCUUAUGCUUUCAACCUCUAUGAUGACAUUCCAUCAUAGUUAUAGCAGAGCUAACUGCCAGCUGGUCACACAGGUGACUGCAGGUCUCGUUAAAUUAAAGUUCAGUUUAUUGUACAGAAGUUUGUAUUCUUGUCUUUUACCAGCAUCGACAGCACUCUGAAACUGUUGAAUGUAAUGUCGAAAGUGGACGUUUUUAUUCUUACCCUAUAUUUUAUAUUCCAUUUUGAAAUAGCUGCAAAAAAAACACGAAAAGGCAGAGGGUGUAAAAAAUAAAUAAAUGACUUCAACGCAAGGCAAUUUUGUGAUGAAAUACAGCAUCAUAAAAAUGGUUUGUUGACCAUUGUGAUGAAACACUUGCCUAAACCUUUCAUGGCACAUCAAAUAUUGUUGCACUUACCUCUGUGGGUUGAAAGUUUUGAAUGUGUCCACACCUAACAGUGAUGUUGUGUUGGUUUGGUAGUGAAGCUCUACAUCAUUGCAGCAAGGUGGAAAGCUUAAUGGCCAGUGUUGAAAUCCCUCUUCCUGCAAGGGGCAACAUUGAGACAUAUUAUUGUAAAUAAAUAACACAUGGUUUUAAAGCACUGACAGUGCAUAUGCAUCCAAUCAGUCAUACUGCCACAAAUGUAUCACAACAAGUAAAAGCUUGAGGAAUCUAAAAAAAAAAAGAAGUUUGGUCUGAUUAAACAUUUGUGAAAUGAGCACAAUUUCUUUAAAUUUACAUAUCAGCUCAUUAGAAUAUAGCGCCACCCAUGUGAGUAACUCCACCACGACUUGAGAACUACCUUUGCAAAGAUGUGCCGUUUGUCUCUCGCAAGCCAAUCAGAGCAGACUGGGCUUUUUGGGAGGGGGGUUAACAGAGACAGGCGAUAAAACGGAGCAUUUUAGACAGAGGGUGAUUACAGUUAUAUUAAGACAGACAGUUUGAGAAAAAGCAUGUAAACAUGUUCUAGGACUAGUAGAAAUCCCAAAUACAAGAAUGAACCUAAAAAAAGAAUAAUAUGGGACCUUUAAAUGCAGAAAAUGGUAAAUAAUAUGAAUAUGUUCCUCAUUAGACUUGAUAAGCAUAUUCAGGCCAAGGUGAAUAUUAAGGUCUGAUUUCACUCAAAUGACGCAUUAGAGACUUCGUCCACAUGUUGAGUUGGCUGAUGGUUGGACUGUGUUUUAAAGUGCCAUUAAGUCAUUUUUUUUACCACUAGAGAUCAAUAUUCACUCUUGCUAAGCUUUGAUUUGGUCUCUAUUUUCAUUACCAGCCAUUUGUUUUGGCUCCGUUUUGGCUCUCUCUCUGCCCUUUUGUGUUGGGCAUUAAGCAUAUUCUCAGCACGUAUGAGCUAGUUUGCUUGCAUCAGCCUCCUACAGUAGGCUACAUAGGAGGCCUGUGAGAGCCAGGGCUCUGAAAAAACAAAAUAAUUGAAAAGUGGCCAAAAGCAAUUAAAUACAGCUAAAAUCAGUAUGGAGCUUCAGAGUCGGCUGUUUUUCUUAGUGGGGGUGGCAGUACUAGUGACCUGUUCACAUUACUCAGAGCCAUUUCAGUUAAAAAGGUAAAUUAAAAAAUGCCUCUCUUACACAGGAGUUAACUCUUCUCCGAUGUUUGAUGCUCAGUUUACAUAUCUGAACUGCAUCUGUCUCUCUCUGUCUGUUUAUCACAACACGUUCAGGAGAUUGACACACAGAGGUGUGAUACCAUCUCAGCCGCCCACAUUCGGUCAUCAUUAUUUUUCAUUUAAAUUUCUUUAUGCAUAUCCGCCUCAGAAAAGUCUAGCUUCAAAGAUGACGAGCUGAAUGAAUGUCUUGUUACAAUGUGACAACUUUUAAUAGUUCACUGUGCCCUGUAUUUCAUCUUUAUUGUGCGCAAUGGAGAUGACGAAUAAACAGAGAAUUUGA